AUUGGUUCUGUGGAAAGCACACAGUCUGGCCGAUGCGUUUCUGGCCGAGGCCGAUCCGUCGUCCGGGAGACGGAUCCGUUCUGUGGAAAGCACACAGUUGCCGGCCGAUGAUGUCACCGGCCGAUGACGGUGUCACCGACCGAAGGUGUUGCCGGUCGAUGCGUUGCGGCCGAUGGCAAGUCUCCCCCAAUUGUUCAGCCGAUGGUGUGCACUUGUCAGAGACGAGGGGCUGCUGCCAGUCGCUUUACUUUGAGCCGUGGUGGCACUUGGCCGGUGUGUGCCGGCUGGGGUUACUCUAAGAGAAUAGGCCUUGGAGACUAAUAUUCCCCUUCGUUGUUUCUCUUUUUUGUUUGCCUUGGCCGAGGCGGAGCAUUUAGCUCCUGAGGGUGGACGAAGGGAAGCCUGGUGAGGAUCGUAUCAUCCUCCGGUUCAUCCCUCUGUAUUUCACUUUGACCGGUGAGUAAGCUCUUGACCGGGGAGAUAGGAUGGAAUUGGCAGUAGCCUGGAUGUUCCUUUUCACAUGUAACACAUGGCCAAAGGGAUAUGUCCAUCGCACGACAAUAUGAUACACAUUCAACAUGAUGGCCGAAGGUGGUACCACGUCGUUUAUUUACUGUGAUAUGUUAUUGGUUUCGUGCGUCAUUUUCAUGCAGCUUUCCUGUGCCUUUGUCCAACCGAGGCCGAUCCGUCGUCCGGGAGACGGAUCCGAAACUCUCUCGCGGCGAGGCCUGCUCGCGGCCACCCAACCGAUCCGCCAUCCUUCUCGAAGGUACCCGACGGCUCGCGAUGUCACCCAGCCUAUUGAAGGCCGAGAUUUUACCGCGAGAUUGGGCCGGUGUAUCCUGAGUAGGAGAGGCAAUAUGGGAAUGGGUGUCCACGGCGACGACGUCCUCGUUGUCUCCGAAGAAGGUGAAACCAAGUGGAUGAGGCGGCGGUGGUGGCACCGUUGCGACCUCUCCAGUCACUGGGGUGUUGUUUUCCCCCGUCUUUGCGACAAGAGCACUGACGACGUUGGGGUCCUGGAGGAUGCUCGCGACAAUGGCCGAUAAGGCGUCCGGAUUGAUCUGGGGGACAACAGGGGGAGAAGCCUGUUGGCCCGAAGCGCGUUCAGCAGCGCGUUUGUCCUCGAGCCCGAUGCGGGCAUCUGGAGCAGUCUUGUUGAGCUGGGUGUGAAGGUCGGCCGCUGCGAGCUCGACCUCCUGAGCACCCUCUUCCUGGAUGAUGAGGUCAUUAGGGACGUUGUCAGCAACGUUUCCCUGCCCUUCCUGGUUCAGAGGGGCGUUCCUACCAGUGUUCUUUGAUCUAGUUCUUGUCAUAGCUAGUGGUAGUGUCUGGUAGCGACGAAGGGUACUCACUUGAUCUGUUCUUAGCUCUCAAUGAAAGCACCAAAUGAUAGAGUAUUAAUUCUAGAGAGAAGUGAGAGCUAGAGAGAGAAAGUGAGUAAUUAUAUUUCUCAACCAGACCCCCCUAUAAUUAGCCCCUUGGGGUCUAUUUAUUGGUAAAAAUGUGGAUUUGGGCCCCUAGCCUUGGGCUUAGGAGACCCAUUACAAUAAUCAUGUCUUCUUUGGGCGAAUAGGGCUACUAAUGGGCUGAGUACAACACUUAGUACACAAAAUAGGAAAAUACAUUCUGCCUGGACGAAGUCCGGACGAUGCUGUCCAUGGACGAUGCGCUCCCUUGGCCGACGCGAUCCCACUUUGUCUCCAUGUCGCAUCCUGAGUAAUUUUAGUUCUGGCCGAUGCGACACCUUGUUGGCUGAUGGGGGACCCAAACGGCCGAAGGGACGCAAAGUGGGUGUCUAUCUUUAGUAGUUUGAUCCUUUGAGUAUGUGGGCUAUGGGGUCUGUGCCCAUAUACUCUAUCAGGUAUCAAGAGCCAAACCCUUCUAACCUAAAAAAAAAAUUCGGCCUCAUCAUGUCAUCGGCCGCUUCCUCAACCGCGAAUACCAGCACUACCGUCGCUUCAUCCGGCUCAAGCGGCGCAACCACCGGCAGCAUCUCCUCUAUCACUGCGCCGUUCUUCUCUACUUCCUCUGCGUCAUAUGAUGCGUCGACUUCUCUAGCGUCAACUUCUUCGUUGUUCGGAUCUCCUCUGCGAUUCCCAAGGACAACUUCGAGCGCAAGUUUUUCCUUGCCGCCACCGCCUAAUUUGUUCCCGACGUCCGAUGAUGCACCGUGGGUACUGCCAGUCUUCACCUGGUCUCCUUCCAGGCCGGAGUCACAGUCAUCUCAUGUACCUCUGUUUUCUCAGACUGUUAGCUCCCCUACAAUUAACUUCGGUUCCAGUUUUGCGGGUCCCACAUUCGCCGGAGCUCCUAGAAUUGCGCCGUUGACACCUUCUGCUUCAAUCGGACCAAUUGCCCCUCGGUCUAGUGCCAUGCCUAAUCCAGGUUUUUCUUUAUCUGAAUUGGUCAAAAAUAUUGGUUUCUCGGCACUAAAUAUUACGAAUAUUGUUACUACGAAGCUUGCUAUUGUUGAAGAUUACUUGACUUGGCGUAUUCAAUUUGAACCGUUCUUGGUGUCCAAUGGUUUUUUGGGAAUUUUAGAUGGUUCCAUUCCUGCACCCUCUCCAUAUAUUUAUGAUGCUUAUCAUCACGAGACUAUUAACCCAGAUUAUUAUAAUUUGUUGAAACUGGAUCAAACUGUGCGUUCUUGGUUGUUUGCUACCUUGUCUCGUGAUGUGUUAAUUGAAGUUCGUGAUUUAAAAAAUGCCUUUGCUAUCUGGAAUCGUUUGGAGUCUCAUUUUAUGUCUGCUAGUCUUGCUUGUUCCAUGGAACAGAAACAGAAACUUACACACUCUAAGAAGCGUUCGAAUCAGUCCAUGGACCAAUAUCUUCGUGACAUUAAGGACAUUGCUGACCGCCUUGUAGCUAUUAAUGCCCCAGUGUCUAAAAGAGAGUUAUUUCAGUCUAUUUUGCUUGGUCUUGGUCGAGAUUAUGAGUAUCUUAUUACAUCGGUGGACCUUUUUCCGGAUAGUUUUACCUUUGAGAAUCUUCAAACCAAACUAGUUGCAAAGGAACGCAGUCUGCAGUACAUGAAUGCUCAAGAGGAAAAUCCUGCCCAUGCCUUUGCAAGUCAGACACCUCUGGGAGGCCAACCCCCACAUGGCGGUGGCCAGCCGCAGCAGGGCGGACAACAGCCGCCCGCAGGUGGCCAGCAGCAGCAUUCAGGUGGCGGACAUCGCGGCAGGGGCAAUUGUGGCCGUGGUCAGCGCGGUCGCGGAGGACGCGGUCAGCGUGGUCGCGGCGGCUAUGGCUAUCUUCCACAGUUUAGUUAUAGUUAUCCUCUACCGGGUUAUUUUCCAUAGGGUGCACCGCAUGCUGGUAUCCUUGGGGCUCCAGGUUCAACGGGCAUGUCUGUUCAAUCAAAUUUUUUUACUUAUGCCUUGUCUACUUUCUCUACUAACCAUGGUUAUGCAGGCUCCUCAACUGAGGGAAAUUCAGUUCCUCCUUCCGUUAUUUGUCAAAUUUGCUAUGCUCCAUGUCAUCCCGCUUCCACUUGUCCCUCUCGAUUUGUUCAGCUGGCUGCACCUGCUCUUGCUGCUCAGGCUCCUGAUGCUUCUGAGAUGGUUUGGUAUCCUGGUUCAGAUGCCUCAGCGCAUAUGACUCCUCAUUCAGGAUUUAAGAACGGGGGCGGUCCUUCGAGCUCUCAGUGAUAAUGGCGUUUAUCCCAUCCGUCAGCCUACACCAUCACCUGUCGCCCUAUCUGCUGCGUCCAUCUCUCUCUGGCAUAACAGAUUAGGACAUUAUGGUUCUCGUGUUUUAGAUCAGCUUAGAUUGAACAAUUUUAUUUAUGUCACUUCUGCUAAUAUUUCUGAUUGUAUUUCUUGUCGUUUGGGCAAGUCACAACGGUUACC
This is a messenger RNA of Cuscuta epithymum, 3854 nucleotides long. NCBI's taxonomy places the organism in Eukaryota, Viridiplantae, Streptophyta, Magnoliopsida, Solanales, Convolvulaceae. The record is from the annotation of a GenBank genome assembly.